CGCGGCCGCAGCCCGCCGGGGCUGUGCGCGGCUCGCGGGGCCGGCGGCGGCGGCAUCAUGACGGCCGUCGGGGCGCGGUCUGAUUAAUGGCCGGAAGGAGCCCUGUUAACUUAUUUUCUUCGCUGCUCUCCCCUAAGGCGCAGAGGCUGCUGCCGCACAGAAGACUGCAGAAGGCUUUCUUUGAGGUGUUCAUCAGGAGCCUCAUCAUCCUGUGCGUGGCCAUAGCCGUGGUCUUGUCGUCCAUCUCCGUCUGCGACGGCCGCUGGCUUUUCGCGAGGGGGGAGCUCUUUGGGCUCUGGCACUUCUGCACUGUUAGCAACAGCAGCGUCCUGAAAUGCGUCACCGACCUGAGCCUGGCUGAUGUGGAAGGGAUGAACGUGGGGAUGAUACUCAUCAGGAGCAUGGUGGCUUUUGCUGUCGUGGUAGCCAUAUUCGGCCUGGAGCUCCUGAUGGUCUCCCAGGUCUGCGAAGAUGCCAACUCUAGGCGAAAGUGGUCACUGGGCUCAGUUCUCAUCCUUGUCUCCUUUUUGCUGUCAUCUGCUGGAGUCCUGAGCUUCUCAAUCCUCCUGAGGGAUCACAUCAUCUUCACAGGCUUCUCGCUGACGUACUGGUGCGAGUUCAUUGCUGCCUUCCUCUUCUUCCUCAACGGGAUCAGUGGACUCCACAUCAACAGCCUCACGUACCCGUGGAGCGGGCUAGGGAAAAUCUAGGUGCCGAGGGUGCUCUCUGCCUUUGCGUAAGCAGCUGUGCCAAACAGACUGGAAGAAGAGGGAGCCUAAUGAAGUCUGAAAAGGACGUUGCGUCUCGCACUGUGUGCCCGGAGGGAAAGCGCCGGUCUGUUGGGCGGUUUGAUCUUGGGCGAUGGACACCCUGACCAGCGUGGAGGACCGCACAGCAUGAGCAGAGCGGCAGCAAGGACUGGCUGCUGCUGAAAUACAGCUUUCUGGAGCAACAGAUCGAGAUGUUUUCCCGUUACACGUAUAGAAUAGCCAACAGCAGCCUACACAAGCACGCUCGGUGGUGAGGCUUAUGCACAGCCUGUACUGUUACAGGUUUGGUAAUGUUGGGCUUCCCCCAUCCUCUGGAGCCCAUGAAACCCGUGUGACAACUUCAGUGUCUCUUGCACCCGUUCGGUAUCAGGGACAGAUUAUUUGCGCUUCUCUGCACUCCUCAGCUGUUGCAGGGCAUUGCUCUUCCUGGGCGUCUUUGCCGUCCUUUCAGGGAAAGAGGAACGAGCUCUGCGUGGGCUUUGGGCAGGGGUUGCGGCCGGGCAGACCGUGCUGCCGUUCUGCUUCUUGGCACGCUGCGCUUCUGGCGUGCCUUUGGGUCACGGGGUUUCCCACCAGGGCAGCGGCAGGCAGGCUCAUCCCGGAGCAUCGCCGCUGGGAUGAGCGAACUGCAGAUCUGCCCGAUGGCACUGAGCCCUUCUCCGCGCGGGAUUAACAACGGGUUGGGGGGAGAAACCCGCUCUGCUUUAACGCUUGUUUUGUGUCCGCUGGUGAGACUUCCUGUGUUUUAGUCUCAAGACAAAUGUUCAUAUGUGCCUCAUCUCGGUAGUGUAACUUUUCUACAGUAAUGUUGCUAAGCGUUACCCGAGAUGCAGCUUCGGGCCAGGUCUAGUCGUGAGGCUUGCUCAGGUCAGCGCCCCUUGGGCUUUUGCGCCCUUCUGUGCUUUUCGGCGUCUAUCCCGGAUAAGACGGCACGCUGAGCUGCGUUACCCAGCACAGCUCCCGAAUCCCUCGGGGUGUUUGGGGCUCUGUCGGAGCUUCCUGACCUUCUCUCAAGGACAACGAAUUCUGGGAUCGUGCCCUUAACCUGCCUCUGGAAAACUGCACUGUGAUUGUAUCCCCUUUUAAAGGUGCUUUUGAUUUGCCGAAUUGCACUGUUCAAAGCAUGCCAGUGGACUGACCUUGCAGACGCCGUACGGCUGGUGCUGUUGGCUUUAGUGGAAACACUUGACCCCAGGGAAAGUCUGCAAGGUUCAGCCCCAGAUUGUUGCACUUUGAUGUUAGCAGUUGGUGGAGUGCCUUAAAUGACCAAUGAACCUGUUCUGGUGGAUGCCCAUGCUGCACCCCAACACGAGACAAGGGCCUGGGUGUCCUUGGCCUGUCUGGAAACCUGGAACAUAACUUCACCAAGUGCCUUUUUGCUGGCACCCAAAAUCUUGUGUGUGCUCCCUUUGGUCCCCGUGGGACAUGGUGCCUUUAGCCUGCAGAGCCUGGCCUUGGGGGAAGGCAGGGGGAAACCAGACCAUGUCUCUGUCUGGAGCCUCCUGCCCCACGUCGGGGAGGAGAUGGUCCGCAGCUGGCCAUUGAGUUCACGUAAGACUCAGCAGGGUUGUUAAUGACUUGAGGAUGCCCUCUGCUAGCUGAAGAAGAGGCCUUUUGUUGGGAUACAGAAUGAAUCCUCUAGCAAAAAUAGAUUAAAAAAAAAAAAUCGAACCAGCUUUGUAUAAUACUGCUUGACUUCUUCUUUCUGAGUAAAGAGGCAUUUUGGUGGCUAAAUACUACAAAGCAGGAUUUAUUGUCUUAGAUUGUUAUAUACCACAACCUAUGUAGCAAGCAACUGGUAACUCUUCACUUUCUGAAACCUGCUGA
Molecule: messenger RNA, 2597 nt
Organism: Rhea pennata
Lineage: Eukaryota; Metazoa; Chordata; Aves; Rheiformes; Rheidae
Gene: TMEM37
Product: transmembrane protein 37
Exons: 2
Coding region: 87-710 (207 amino acids)
Cellular component (GO): membrane
Molecular function (GO): calcium channel activity; voltage-gated monoatomic ion channel activity
Source: RefSeq, a predicted model, not a curated record